GUGGCGGGACGUUUAGUUGUUGCUUUAGAGACACAGUUAGUGGAAAAAUGUGCGAGAAAAGCAAAAUCGUGAGCCAGUGGCUCAAGAAGGUGUUCGGGCAGCAGCCGGUGCCGGAGUUUGAAGUGAACACGCGCACAGUGGAGAUUCUGUACGAGCUGGCGGAGAGCAGUGAGAUGAGAUGCAGAGAGGCAGAGAUGCUCAUCGAGGACCACAAGCAGAAAACAGAAGAGUACAGCAGCGAUGGAGCUCAUCUCCAAGAAGUGCUUCUACAGGAGGUGGGACUUCAGGCGGGAGGACUUUCCAAACCCACAGUGGACCUGCUGUCGGCGCUGGAGGAAACUGCUGAAGUGCUCAAACUCAGAGACACGUCACUUGGGAGCUAUAUGCCUGCAAUCAAUAAACUGACCAAUGACGUGCUGGAGGCAGAGAAAACUGACCGGAGGUUGCAGUGGGAACUUUCUGCUGUUAGGAAGAAAAUGACUGCAGCGGUUGUUCUUCGGAAGAAACUUGAGGAUGAUCUGAUGAAGAUCACACAUAUACAGCAGGUGGAAGCAGCUACAGCGGAGGAGAGGCUUCUGAACAUGGACUUCAUGAAGAAUAAAUCCAGAGAUCUCACUUGCAGGAAUAAGAUCGCACAGGAAAAGCUGGAUUCACGGCAGAUGGAAACUGCACUUACAGGCUGGUAUGAAAUUGAAUUGCAUCUUUUUUCUCAUCUUUUAUUCUAUACUUAGAAAAUCGCAGCUCUAAAAGAGGAAACACUACCUUUGAAGAAGAAACUAGAGCCGUAUAGUGAUUUGAGCGCUAGUCCAGCACUUGCACGGGUGAAAAUCGAGGAAGCCAAACGAGAGCUGGCUGCCCUGGAUGCCCAGCUGGAGCAGAAAGUGGACUUCAUGAACACUUUAUCUCGAUAAUUAACAAAAAAUAUAUUUAGAAAAUGAACAAUGAAAUAAAAGCGUGUUGAUAAUUGUAAUAGACGUGACUUCUAAGUUGUGCGGUGCUGUUUGUAAUAAACGCAAUUCCUCUCCGAAUCUCACGG
Sinocyclocheilus grahami is the source of this 1036-nucleotide messenger RNA. RefSeq names its product HAUS augmin-like complex, subunit 1 (gene haus1). The record is from RefSeq and is a predicted model, not a curated record. Gene Ontology annotation, biological process: spindle assembly; centrosome cycle. NCBI's taxonomy places the organism in Eukaryota, Metazoa, Chordata, Actinopteri, Cypriniformes, Cyprinidae. Gene Ontology annotation, cellular component: HAUS complex; cytosol. The transcript has 9 exons.